Molecule: messenger RNA, 1977 nt
Organism: Pyricularia pennisetigena
Lineage: Eukaryota; Fungi; Ascomycota; Sordariomycetes; Magnaporthales; Pyriculariaceae
Exons: 4
Coding region: 253-1977 (574 amino acids)
Molecular function (GO): protein binding
Source: RefSeq, a predicted model, not a curated record
AUCGACCCUCAUCUCCGCAUCCGCCGAGCCAUCCGCGCCGACGACGCCCUCCUGGUCCGCCGCAUCCUCCGCUCGCACCCAAACCUCCUCCACAACCCAGACCUGACUGGCCCUCGGGAAGAAGCCGGCAACUCGAACCUGCACCUGGCGGCCAAGCUGGGCCACGUCGAGAUCGUGCGCCUGCUGCUUUCGCUCGGCCAUGAGGCCCCCGCCGUCGGACCGGCCCUCAACGAACAGCACCAGACCGCGUUGAUGUUGGCUGCGGCGGCGGGCCACACGGAGGUCGUGCACGCUAUCGUCGAGGCCGACCCGUCCGUGAUCCGCCGUCGCGACAGCCGCGGGCGCGACGCCGUCAUGGAGGCCGCCCUGGGUGGUCACGAUACCUGUCUGCAGAUCCUGCUGACGUACGUCCCCGGUGGGGCGUACGAAGCGGUUCGUCAGGCUGACCUCGAGGGCAAUACUGCGCUGCAUUACGCCAGCAGUAAGGGGAACAUGUUAGUCCUUCGGACGCUGCUUGCGGCCGGGGCUGAUGCCGAGAGGAGAAACGUCUGGUUGUGGACGGCAGUCGAGUAUAGCCAGAGCGUGCAGUCCGAGGUGUAUCUGAAGAAUCUGAUUGCCGACAUGGAGAAGAGGCGUGCUUCCAAAAGGGAGGCUGUGAGGGAUGAGAGGGUGGGCGUCAGCGGCUUCCUCCAGCAGGACCCAAGAGCCGAUGGUGGACGCUUGGAGUCGAGAAAGACUAUCAAUUUUACGCCCGCUUCCUACUCAAAUAUCGAGUUUGAACUAGAGAAUGCGAUGUCGCUCAAACAGUUUGUUUGGAAAUCAGUUCAUGCAGGGCUCAAUUCAAUCCGCAAACGACGGUCGAAUAAUCAGAGCGACGAGGCCGAUGAUAUUCCUACAGCUAUGAUCAAGUCGUGCCGACUGUCGGGUUCAUAUGCCACCCACGGCAAAUAUCUGCCUGGAUGUGCACGAGGCCAUCUAGAGCAUGGGUUCCUGUCUGGACUCCUGCCAACCAGAACUAGACUCAGAUCUUGGCCUGAUACAAUGUCGGACCCAUCGGAUAGAGGCCGUACUUCGCGCUCGCAGUCUCGAGCACCUAGCCACCAAGCUACGCCGGCUCAAACAGCAGCCUCACCAGCCCAACCAGCACCAACACCUACUGCUGCCACACCGGCUGCCGCACGUUCGGCAACAGCAUCAGCAAACACCCCCUUACCUCCCGUGAACGGCCCGCCUCCUCCGCCUAUUCUGCCCCAGCUCCAUCAGGCCGCCAUGGCCUAUUCUGGCACUGGCUUCAACGCCCGCUGGGGUCCGGACGGCGGUGGUCCACCAAACUACAUGUAUGGCUCAGGACGCGGAUUGUACGGCCACCCAAGCCCUUACGCCAACAUGCCGAUGCACUUUCAGCAGCCUGGUGGUUUCGGCUACUGUGCUCCAAGCGCACCCAUGAUGAUGCCCUACGGCAUGGCCCAACAACCCUUUAAUCCCUAUGGCGGACAAGGUCACCCAAGGUUGGUCAUGACGCCAGGCGGACGACCUCCGUAUCCAUAUCCCAUCGUGGAUGGGAGCGCGCCCUCGACCAAUAUGACCAACAGCACGGGAGGUGUAGGUUGCGAGCCAGGAUACAGCUACUUUUUCCCACCCGAGCACACCAAGAUACACUUUCUACGGACGGGCCCAGACGCGCCGUGGCAGCUGCCUCCGGGCACGCAUAUUGAAUUCACGGCGGCGCACGUCCCGACCAACAUCACCAUCGCGCAGCUGAUGAAGGGUUUCGGGGCGUCCAACUCCAACCCGCGGCUCAACAACAUCUGGGAGGUGCUGCCGGCGGGCAAUGGCAAGUGGUACAAGGGUAUGCAGUUCAACGGGGACGACAGCGAUAGCUGCAAGAAGACGCUCAAGGAGGUCGGGUGGGACAAGACCAGGAGCGGGCUUCCGGGGGAGAGUCCGGUUGUUUAUCUGUACGUCACCAAGGAUUAA